Molecule: messenger RNA, 503 nt
Organism: Cyphomyrmex costatus
Lineage: Eukaryota; Metazoa; Arthropoda; Insecta; Hymenoptera; Formicidae
Product: succinate dehydrogenase assembly factor 4, mitochondrial
Exons: 3
Coding region: 158-487 (109 amino acids)
Biological process (GO): mitochondrial respiratory chain complex II assembly
Cellular component (GO): mitochondrion
Source: RefSeq, a predicted model, not a curated record
UAAAUUUAUUAAAGAACUUAAAAUUCGUAUAAAGAUAACACAUAACAAACCCAACUUUUGUGUAAUUUCAAAGGAUUGAAAAGUGAGGUUAAAAAAAACAGAUAUAUAUCGACUGGGUGUGACUUAUUUUCGAAGAGUAAAAAUUAAUUUGAGAGCAAUGGCAGGAAUUAAUUGCGCAGUUUCAACAAGCUCACGUCAAUUAUUACUACACAUGAGAGGAUUCACGUGUCCGUUUUCAUCAAAGAGUACAGACGAGAUCAGCGAGAGUCCGAGAUUACGUGAAUUCAGGAAAAAAUUACGCGAACGCGCUCCUAUAGAGAAAUUGGACGAGCUGGAGGAGGGCAAGCAUCCUUAUCAGGAGAAAGAACCCCUGAAACCAUUCCCGAACAACACAAAUCCAGAAACAGGUGAAGUCGGAGGUCCCCGUGGACCGGAGCCGACUCGUUAUGGCGAUUGGGAAAGAAAAGGUCGUGUGACGGACUUCUGAAUCAUCUUCGUUUGAA